This is a messenger RNA of Acanthamoeba castellanii str. Neff, 2160 nucleotides long. RefSeq lists its product as uncharacterized. The transcript has 8 exons. The record is from RefSeq and is a predicted model, not a curated record. NCBI's taxonomy places the organism in Eukaryota, Discosea, Longamoebia, Acanthamoebidae. The annotation marks the transcript as partial.
AUGACACACGACCCGGGUUACACACCACAGCUGGCGGUGGCGUGGAUGGUCGAUCGGAGCACGGUCUCGUGGGCGCUCUUCCGGCAGACGUCGCAGUCGUCGGCGGCCAUGCUGUCGGACGUGCCGCACUCGCUGGUCUCGCUGCGGCAGCCGCACGCCGUGGCGGUCAAUCUGGGCGACUACGAGGGCUCGGGCCUGGCCGAGCUGGCGCUGGGCAUCGUCGACGACAACGAGGUCACGCUCUACCUCUACGCCAUCGACCAGCUCACGGUGGCCUUGAACAUGACGCUCCAGAAGACGCUGCUCAUCGCCGAGGCGCCCUGGUGGGACACUGCCCAAUACAACUUGCGGAUGGUGUCGGGCGACAUGAACAACGACGGCGACGAUGAGAUCGUGGUGGCGUUCACCAGCGCGACGGCGGGCAGCGGCAGCCAAGCCGAGGUGUUCCGCGUGGACAGCGCGACGUGCUUCCGGCUGGAGUGUCUCGACCUGGUGGGCAACUUUGCCUUCACGCUGCCCAGCGGACCCACGGUCCCGGAUGAUUCCACCCUGGCGAUGACCACCACGAGGAGUCCCGAGAUCAAGCUGGCUAUUGGCAACGUGGACGAGAGCUACGCCAACGAGCUGCUGGUGGCGUUUGAGUACUCGUCCACGAUGACCUCGGAGGUGCACAAGGUUAUGCUGACCAGCCUCACGGCGCAGCCCGACCCCGAUCGGCCCUUCCUUCUCAACGGGCGGCAGUGCUACGCGGGGCCGGCCUACCAGCGGGGCGAGGAUGUGGAGGCCGGCACGGUCAACAACAUGGCGCUGAGCGUGGGCAACCUGUAUGGCCUGGGCUACCGCGUGGGCCAGUCGAUCAAGGUGCGCUUCGAGAGCGUGCCGGAGCUCAUCGCCGUCAUCAACGCGCCGCCCACGCACUUUGACAUCGUCGACGGCAAGGAGGUGGUGGUCAACCCGAUGACCUUCAACGGCUUCGGCUCCUUCACGCGGCUCUCCAACGCCGAGGGCGUCACGUCGUCGUUCGAGAUCUCGCGCGACCUCGUCCACGUCAACGGCCAAACCGCUGGAGUGAGCGUGCGGGCCAAGGUGGUGGCUGUGGCGGCCAACGUGGCCGAGCAAGCUCAGGGGAUGAAGAAGCGGGCGGAGGCAGCUGGGCCGAUCUCGGUGUCGCGCGACCUGGUGGCGUCGGGCGACGACGUGGUGCUGUACAUGUCUACGACGCGCGACCUGUGGAAGUUCCCCAUCGUGGACCAGAACGGCGCGCAGGUCGGGUCGCUGGACAUCUGGGCGUCGUCGAGCUGCGGCGAGGACUGCGUGCAGAAGGGCGACGGGCGCGACCUGUGGUGGUUCACGCCCGACCACGAGCCCUUCAACGUGCUCACCUACUCGUCGCGCGCGCCCGAAGACUUCAACCCGGCCAACCGCAUCAUGGUGGGCGAGAAGGUCACCCUCGGCCCCAACGAGCACCAGAGCACGGGCAAAUCAGAAAGAAAGGUCGGGGGCGAACACAACUCGACCACGCACGACGAGAGCUUUUCGUUGGGCGUGAAUGUCGACCUGCACACCAAGGUAGUGUGCUGUCAUCAAAUCCACAUCACAUCGCAGUUCAUGGCGUCGUUCAUGGGCGUGGGCAUGAUCUUCUCGACGCCCGACCUCAUCAACAUCCACGCUCAAGGCCAUGGCUCGAAGGACAGGAGCGACGACGACGAGGCAUCGCAAACGCGAACGGCCGAGAUCGAGCGCGACGUGUCGGUGGUGUGCCACGUGGAGCCCAUCAACCCGGAGUUCGCGUACCGCGUGCAGCCCUUCGUGUGGAUGGCGCGCGCACCGGACGGGCACGGGUACCUCAAGGUGGCCUACACGGCCGAGCCGGGCUACUACCCGGGCGUGUCGACGUGGUGGGAGCGCACCUACAGCAAGCCCGACCCGGCGUUCAACCUGCCCUGGUGGUGGACCACGUUCAAGCGCGACCGCACGAUGCUGACCAAGGAGAUGGUGGCAACGCCGGCGGUGCCGCGCGAGGAGGGCGAGGUGGUCGAGGUGGCGGUGACGGUGCGCAACAAGGCGCUCGUGGACGCGCGCAACGUGAAAGUGGCGCUGUGGCGCGGGAGUCCCGACAACUGCCUCGACGAGGCGUGCCUGCUCGACGACAACGCCCUC